Coniophora puteana RWD-64-598 SS2 is the source of this 1665-nucleotide messenger RNA. RefSeq lists its product as uncharacterized. The coding region runs from base 1 to 1575 and encodes 524 amino acids. The record is from RefSeq and is a predicted model, not a curated record. NCBI's taxonomy places the organism in Eukaryota, Fungi, Basidiomycota, Agaricomycetes, Boletales, Coniophoraceae. The transcript has 4 exons.
AUGACGUUGAUGAUCGAUGACCUCGUGUUUGACGUCUUCCUCAAGAUAGUUGGCUAUCUGGAGGUUGACGAUGUCAUCCGUCUACGUCAGGCGCGUACACUUUCAACACGCCUUAAGAGUAUGACGAGCGAACGCGCCGUCUGGGAUUCCCUUUAUCGGACCUCUACGAGCCUUCAGAGACCCCCUGGCCCCCACCCAUCACAGACGCGCCAGAAUCUUGAACAUAUCCUCAUUCGGUCCCACGCUGUGCGCCGAAACAUGAUACAACGCUCUGAACCUACGCGGUGCCGUGUACUUGAAGUAUCUGGGACUGAAACACUACUUCUCGCGGACAGGUGGGCUGUCACGCGCUCGGCGGAGACCAUCAUCUGCUGUAAUCUUAACGCGAGCGACCUAGAGGAGCCGUACGAGACCGUGGUGUGGGAGGCAGAUGUGAAGGAGGGAUGCGUGUUCUCGUCGAUGGACUGUUCGGACGUCACGUCUUACGACGGUGUGAAGUAUGCUUUUAUUACGCUUGAGCAGCGCGCUAGGAUGCCGCCCCCAAGUCAUCCCUUCAGUAUAGGGUCUGUUGAAUUGAUAGUGUUCCGAGUGGACAUGGAAGAUCUGGGCAAGCGCAUCAAAGCCGAGGAGAUUUACCGAAGCUCUUGUCUCCUAGAAGGCUCGAGCUCCGCUGUAUUCUCGACAUUAAGUCCAGGUGCACUCUUGGUACAUUGGUCAAACACGAACGACAGAUCAUUCGUAUGGCGGCUCGGAACCCUUGAUAGAUAUGUAAAUCCUACAGUCAUCCCGAACCAUAACCUCACAGAAACCGAAGAAGAGAAGCGAUGGGCGCCUUACCAAGUCCUCUCCCGCACGCACCUCUUCGUUGUUCGGCCUUAUAUGGACAACUCCAAUGAUGAUGCCCCGAGGACCCGAACACGGCUUAGCGCGCUUCCCCUCGCUACUGUCCAUGCAGGCACCCCCCACGUAUGCGCUUCAGGCGUGAUCGAUCGGUGCUACAUGAGGGACGUCUCCAUUCUGCGAGACUCGGUCGCCGAUCUGACCACCGGUGAAACCGAGGUUGUGCUCAUCGGCCUUAGGAUCUUCGUCGCAACAGGAAGUACGGAACACCAGGACAUGCUCAUCAUUGCAAGAUUGAUCAUACCACCGUGCCAUAACCACCAGUCAGGGGAUGAAUCGGAGCUAACAUUGGAUGGCGCAGAAGAACUCAAAAUCCACAUGCAGACAGUGGUACAUUUCCCAUUCUCUGCAGACUGCAUCCUCGUCCAGCCGUCGUGGAUGGGCUGUAGCAUGUUCACCUUCGCCAUCGAGAAGACGCAGGGCGCUCGGAUCGGGGCGGUCCAGGUGGUGUACGACGACGAGACGCAGGAAGCGACGGCGAUCUGCACGUCGAACGUUGACUGUAUGGGCGUAGUGCAGGACGAUUUUGCUCAUAGGCAGGCGAAGCUGUUGUCGUCUGAGAACGAGAUCUGGUCGGGUAGGAUAUGCUAUGAAUAUAACAUUGGACCGGGGGAGGAGACGGAUGAUGGGACUGUCAGUGUCCCGAAGAUGCUUUGCGUUCUGGACUUCGCUUGAGAUGCUCGUAAUGGAUUACAUUCUUCGCACUUUUAUUAGAGCCUGUGUCCACGAUUUGCUCUAUACAGUACUAGCAACGCGCUACAGAUU